Molecule: messenger RNA, 15984 nt
Organism: Caenorhabditis remanei
Lineage: Eukaryota; Metazoa; Nematoda; Chromadorea; Rhabditida; Rhabditidae
Exons: 52
Coding region: 1-15984 (5327 amino acids)
Biological process (GO): intracellular calcium ion homeostasis; calcium ion transmembrane transport
Cellular component (GO): calcium channel complex; sarcolemma; sarcoplasmic reticulum membrane
Molecular function (GO): ryanodine-sensitive calcium-release channel activity; calcium ion binding; protein binding
Source: RefSeq, a predicted model, not a curated record
AUGGCCGACAAGGAGGAGCAGGGAGGCGGAGAGCAGGAUGAUGUUUCUUUUCUCCGAACGGGAGACAUCGUCUGCCUCUCUUGCCUCACCUCACACAGUAAAGAAGGAGUUCAAGGGUCAGAAAGAGUCUGCUUGUGCACAGAAGGUUUUGGUAACCGGAUGUGCACACUGGAAAACGUAGCGGACAAAGACAUCCCUCCAGAUAUUGCAAUGUGCAUGCUCUACAUUGAUAACGCACUGUCGAUGAGAGCAUUGCAGGAAAUGAUGUCAGCAGAUAGUGAUCAUAAAUCUGCGUCUGGUGCUGGAGGUCAUAAAACACUUUUGUACGGACACGCGGUACAAUUGAAACAUGUGCAGAGUGAAAUGUAUCUAGCCUGCCUUUCUUCGUGCUCUUCCAACGAUAAACUUGCUUUCGAUGUAGGAGUACAAGAAACUAAUGAAGGAGAAGCGUGUUGGUGGACCAUUCAUCCUGCUUCAAAACAGAGAUCAGAAGGAGAAAAAGUGCGCGUCGGUGAUGACGUCAUUUUGGUUUCAGUGGCCACUGAAAGAUAUCUACACAUGGCCUACAAUAAAGGCUACAUGGUGAUUGCCUCCUUUCACCAAACUCUUUGGAACAUUCAGUCUGUCAGUUCAGGAAGCAUGAGAACUCGAAAUAUGGGAUUCCUCUUCGGAAAUGAUGUACUUCGGUUGUUUCAUGGAAACGAUGAAUGCUUGACAAUUCCUGAAAAUUGGAGUGAGCAUCCACAACACAACAUGGUUAUCUACGAAGGAGGUGCCGCAGUGACUCAAGCCAGAUCGCUUUGGAGAGUAGAACUAGUACGAAUGAAAUGGCACGGAGCGCUAGUCGGAUGGGAACAAGUAUUCCGAAUCAAGCACAUCACAUCUGGACGGUAUCUCGGAGUUCUGGACAACGCCGUUCAGUUAUAUCACAAGGAAAAGGCUGAUUUUGAUCUGACAGCUUUUGUGAUGUGUCAGAAUAAAGAUCCGAAGAAGCAGAUGCUUGAAGAAAAAGAAGAGGAAGGAAUGGGAACUGCCACGAUAAGAUAUGGAGAGACCAAUGCCUUCAUUCAACACGUGAAAACUCAAUUGUGGCUUUCUUAUCAAACAACGGAAGUGACGAAGAAAGGACUCGGAAAAGUGGAAGAGAAGAAAGCAGUUGCAUUGAAAGAUGGACAUAUGGAUGACUGUUACACGUUCUUUAUGGCUCUAGAGGAGGAAUCAAAAUCUGCUAGAGUCAUCAGAAAGUGUUCAUCAGUUCUCAAUAAAUUCCUAAAAGGAAUCGAUGCAUUACGGGAGCUAGGAAAUCAAUCACCUGACUGGACAAGAGUAGAUCUUAAUGAAGUAUUAAAAUUGAUGGAAGAUCUCAUUGAAUACUUUGCUCAACCACAUGAAGAACAAGAAUUUGAAGAUAAACAGAAUCAUUUGAGAGCUCUCAGAAGUCGUCAAGAUCUUUUCCAAGAGGAAGGAGUUCUCAAUAUGAUUUUGGAUACUAUCGAUAAGUUCUCUCAGAUGGAAGCACUACCAGAUUUUGCGGGAUUAAUUGGAGAGGAAACUCAAAUCAUGUGGGAACAAAUCUCCACUUAUCUGUAUCUUCUGGUGGCUGCCAUGAUCAAGGGAAACCAUUACAAUUGUGCUCAAUUCGCUUCAGCACAAAGACUUGACUGGCUCUUCGGAAGAUUGAGUAAUCCACAAUCAGCAGAAGGAAUUCUUGAUGUACUGUAUUGUGUACUAACUGAAUCACCAGAAGCGUUGAAUAUGAUCAAUGAAGGACACAUUCGAUCUGUUAUUUCAUUGUUGGAGAAAGUGGGAAGAGAUCCAAAAGUACUCGAUGUGCUGUCUUCUCUUUGCGAAGGAAACGGAAUGGCUGUUAGAAGUUCACAGAAUCUCAUCACACAAUAUCUUCUACCCGGAAAAGAUCUUCUGUUACAAACAUCAAUGAGAGAUCAUGUAUCGAGUAUGAUGCCAAAUGUGAUGCUUGGAGUUGUCGAAGGAUCAGCUCUUUUCCGAAAAUGGUACUUCGAAGCGGAAGUGGAACACAUCGAAACGAUGACCAAACAAGCUCCAUAUCUUCGUAUUGGAUGGGCCAACAGUGUUGGUUUCAAACCGUUUCCCGGAUCUGGAGAUAAGUGGGGAUGCAAUGGAGUUGGAGACGACUUUUACUCGUAUGGUUUUGAUGGGAAGUCGAUGUUCUUCGGUGGAAAAUCUAGAGUUGUUGGGCAUAAACUUCUCGAGAAAGGCGAUGUCAUUGGAUGCUCCAUUGACUUGACUAUUCCCGAAAUCAGAUUCAGUGUCAACGGAACAUAUAUGAGUGGAACAUUCAAGAAGUUCAAUAUCGAUGGAUACUUCUUCCCAGUUAUGUCACUGUCUGCCAAAGUUUCCUGCCGAUUCAUUCUUGGUGGAAAUCAAGGAAGACUGAGAUACGGACCACCAACUGGAUUUUCUGCAGUGGUCGAAGCAGUUAAUGGAGAGUUGGGUAUCUCGGAUUGUCUAUCGUUCGGUGAUUUAGGAAAAAAUAUUUUCUGUGGUCCACAAACGAUUUUCAACAAUUUGGAGCCAUUCAUUCCUACUCCAAUCGACGUUUCGACUACCCAAUUGACGCAUCAUGCAAUCGAAAAACACCAUAGUUACGCAGAAAAUCUUCAUGAACUUUGGGCGAUGCGAAAAAUUGAACUUGGAUGGUCUUACGGGGAGAAUAGAUCGGAAACUUCGAGAAAACAUCCAUGUCUCACUAAAUUCGAACUGCUACCAGAAACAGAGAAGAAGUACAAUAUCAUGCUUGCAUUGACCACAAUGAAAACAAUCGAAGCUCUUGGAUACCAUCUUAUUACUGAUGAUCCACCAUGCAGACUGAGAGCAGUUCGAUUGGGUCCCAACUUCCAACAACCAAAUGGAUACAAACCAGGACCAUUGGACACUCACGAGAUUACACUCCCAGCUGAGCUCCAACCACUCACUGAAGCACUCGCAAGGAAUACUCACAACGUAUGGGCAAAGGAGAAGAUCAAGAGAGGAUGGACAUUUGGAUUGAGUGAACAUGUGGAUGCAACACAGAAAAGAUCUCCACAUCUUGUCCCUUAUGAACAGGUUGAUGAGAGAAUCAAGCAAGCGAACAGAGAAUCUGCUGCUGAAAAUAUCAAAGCUCUACAGUUAUUCGGUAUUUUUUUGGAGCCACCAGCACACGAACAUGAUGAAAUUGCUGAGAAGGAGUUGAGAGCAAGAAAAGACAAUACCAGAACUUACCGUGCAGAAGCCACGUAUGCAGUCAACGGUGGAAAAUGGUAUUUUGAAUUUGAAAUUUUGACUGCUGGUUUCAUGAAGAUUGGAUGGAUGGACAUCGGAUCAACUCCAGAAAUUCAACUUGGUGCAGAUGAUCGAAGUUAUGCUUUUGACGGAUAUCUCGGAAGAAAAUGGCAUCAAGGAGCAGAAACAUACGGAAAAGAAUGGAAGAUUGGAGAUGUUGUUGGAUGUUUCCUGGACUUGAACGACCGUACCAUCAGUUUCUCACUCAACGGAGAGCUUCUUCUUGACCCAUCUGGCUCCGAAAUGGCAUUCGACAAUGUUGUUUGUGGGGAUGGUCUUGUUCCCGCAAUGACACUUGGAAGUGGUCAGAGAGGUCGACUCAACUUUGGACAACAAUCAAACUCGCUGAAGUUUUUCACCACGUGUGGUCUCCAAGAAGGUUAUGAGCCAUUUUGUGUCAAUAUGUAUAGAACAAUGCCGAUGUGGUUUGCAAAGCAACUACCGAGAUUUGAGGAUAUCUCUACAUUGAAAUCUGGAUCAAUUCUGGAAGUUUCAAGAUUUCCCGCUACUGGAAACAGUCCACCAUGUUUGAAGAUUCUUCAGAAAGUAACAAUUUCGGAAGGAGGUCCAUCUGAGAAAGCGAAAAUGGAAUACAUCCGUUUAUCACUUCCAGUGAAAUGCAAUGAUACUUUUGUGAAAAACAAAGACAAAGAAGCGAUUCGUCGUCAGUUACAAGAUUAUAAGGAACGCUCCCAAUCAGUUGUCAGUCAAAUUCGUGCUCCUACAAUUCCAAAAGAAUUUGACGACAAUAAAGAGAAGAAGGGAUUCUUGAGAAGCAUGCUUGGAUCUAAGGAUUCUCAUGAAUCAGAUGACGACCGAAGAUCUCGAACAACUUCAAAACAGCCGAGUAUGGAAGGAGAUGAACCGCCAGCAGUUAGUCAACGUCGGCGUGUUCUAACCCUAAUGAACUUUGGUAUGUAUUCGUUCGAUGAAUCAAUUCUGACGUGGUUGCACGUCAACGAAGAGGAUAAUCACAAAUGGCAGGACGUGUUGAGACGAAGUCUCCUGGAACUUCCACACGAAGAACGUCAAAUCGCUGAAGAUCAUUUGAGAGAUAUGAGUGAUCGACAUGCUGAAAAACCAAAGAAAGGAGGUCUUCUCAGCAGACUUCGAGACUCGAGUAACACCAGAAAGAAUUUCAGAGAUAGUGAUAGAAGGAAAGAGGAUAAGGCUGCCGCAUUGAGACAAAUGAAAAGUAAUUCAAGAAGUUUUGAUGCUGGAAGUCUUGAUACGUCAACUCUUCCAACUGGUCAAAAGGAUGUACUGGAAGAAGAAUCAGAAGAGCAGGAUCCCAUUUGGGUUCUGCAAGAUCAAUUUCACGAGGAAGACACGGUGUCCGCCUCUAGCGAGAUGCCUCUAUCCGGACCAGGAAGACAGUUGACUAUCAAAAGAGGAUCGAUCAAGAAGAAUAAGAAGGGAAAGAAGGGAGAGCAUGCAUUGGAAAAGAUUGAAAGAGAAAAAAAAGGAUCAAUCAUCCCACCAGAAGCUCAAAUGGAUGUUCUUCAAGUUGGAGAUGGUCCAGCUCUUAUUGCUCUCAAAGAUAAAGUUGAUGAAUACUACUACGGACUUAGAAUCUUUCCUGGACAAGAUCCAUCUCAAGUUUGGGUUGGAUGGGUGACCACUCAAUAUCACUACUACAAUCUUAACUUUGAUGGAAGUCAAGGAGUAAGAAAAUGUAGAUUCUCUGAAGCUGAUCAUCAUGGAACUACUGUCGAUAGUGUGCAAUCACAAAAUUGUUAUAUGGUGAAUGUUUCUGAACUGCUUGCAACUACUCCAGAUGUAGCCAACACCAAAGUUUCUGGAACUCUGAUCGGUUGUAUCAUUGAUACAUCAAUUGGAGAAUUAAGUUUCCAAGUUGGAACAACUGAUACUGGAAUCAAGUUCAAACUGGAGCCAGGAGCAAUGUUGUUCCCAGCUGCGUUUGUAACUCCAACUGCAACUGAAGUCGUUCAAUUCGAGCUUGGAAGAGUAAAAUUCACAUUUCCAUUGUCUGCAGCUAUGUUCAAGUCCUGCGAAAAAUCAUUGGUUCCAUUCUGUCCUCCACGAUUGACUGUUGAACAAAUCGAGUCAAUAUACUGGGCACGUGUGCCUAAUGAAACACUCAGGACAACUGCAUUGAAACUAUCAGAAGUCAGAGGAUGGUCGGUUCUUUGCAACGACCCGGUUCGAAUCAUGUCGGUGUACAUUCCGGAGAAAGACCAGUCACUUGACAUACUGGAAAUGAUUGAAAUGCCUGAUAUGCUGGAAUUCCAUCGACAAACUUUGAAUCUUUACUGCAAAUUAGCCAGUCAUGGAAAUCAUAAAGUAGCUCACACAUUAUGUCAACAUAUUGAUGAAGAUCAGAUUAUGUAUGCAAUCAAAUCGCAUUACUUGUCUGGUCCAAUGCGUCAAGGAUUCCAUGAUUUGUUAAUUGGUCUUCAUUUAAUGAGUCACACAGCAGCCAGAAACAGUAUGGCGAAAGAAUAUGUGAUUCCACUGGUUCCACAGCUUCAGAUAAAGAAUGUACUUGAUCCGGACAGUGAAUCCAGAUAUCCACAAAUAACUGGACAAUCUGUUUCGAUGUUAUCCCAAAUGGCAUCCGAACCAGUCAAGAAACAUAUCUCUAGAGAAGAAGAAAUGAAGCUCCUCCCACCAUCAGUUGAUUUCGAAGCGUUGAAAAAACAUGUAAUGGAAUCACUUCAAUCAGCCACUCAUCAUGCUGUAAUGAACUGUAGAGAUCUGAUUGGAGGAGAUAAUACUAAUCAUUUCGAACCACUCUUCAAAUUAUUCGAUCAACUUCUAGUCAUAGGAUUGAUCAAUGAUGAAGAGCUUGAAUGUCUUCUCCGUCUGAUUCAUCCACAAGCAUUCGAUGAAAGUUAUGAGAACGGAACUACACAGAAAGGACUCACCCAACUGGAACUCGCUGAGCCAGUCAAGCUUCAACUCGUGAGCAUUCUUGACCAUCUUUGUGAUAUUCAACUUCGUUAUCGUAUUGAAUCACUUGUGGCAUUCACUGAAGGCUUCGUAGGAGAAUUACAAUCAGAUCAAUGUAAAAGAUAUAUGGAGAUCAAGCAAACUGACAUGCCACCAGCGGAAGCUGCGAAGAAAACGAAAGAAUUCAGAUGUCCCCCGAAAGAACAAAUGUUCCGUUUGUUGAUGUGUAAGGUGAAGGAGGAAAGAGAUCCAGAGAUCAUGGAAGAGGAUGUCGAUGUUGAUCAAUGUCCAAUGGCUGAAGGUCUACAGCAACAAUUGAGAGAUUUCUGUGAACUGUUGGUUGCAAAAAUUGGAAAUGCAAAGGAAGGAGAUUCAGAAGAGCAGCUAGCGUUGAUUGAGUCGGAAGAAGGAUCUUGGGUUGAUUCAUUUGCAAGAAUUGUCGUCAAAGUGCCACCUCCACUGCAAGAAGAAGGAAUGGAAAUGCAGAAAAAGGGAACCCAAAACUUCAGAGAAAUCAUUGUAACAAUGCUUCGGGAAUGGGCGCAAGCUGAUUUCAUCGAGAGCAAAGAUUUGAUCAGAUGCAUGUUCAAACUUCUUCUCCGUCAAUAUUCUGGAAUCAGAGAGAUCAGAGAUGCCAUGUCACAGGCAUAUGUAUUCCAUGAGAGAAAUGCGGAAGACGUAACAGAUUUCAUCGUGUAUCUCAUUCAAAUCCGUGAACUUCUUACUGUACAAUUCGAGCAUACUGAGGAAGCGAUUCUCAAGAGAGGACUCUGGAAGUUGAUGAACAACAGAAUCUUCUUCCAGCAUCCAGAUCUGAUGAGACUUUUGUCCGUUCAUGAAAAUGUAAUGUCUAUCAUGAUGAACAUUUUGACAGCUCAACAAGGAACAGUAGAGCAUGAGGGAGAUGAAGUCAAAGAGAAAGCACCAAUCAAAGAUGCGUCUGAAAUGGUUGUUGCUUGUUCAAGAUUCCUCUGUUAUUUCUGUAGAACUUCUCGUCAAAAUCAGAAAGCAAUGUUUGAACAUCUUUCGUUCCUUCUCGAUAAUGCAACCAUGCUUCUCGCCAGACCAUCAUUAAGAGGAUCCGUUCCACUUGAUGUUGCUUACUCAUCAUUCAUGGAUAACAAUGAGUUGGCACUUGCUCUGAAAGAAGAAGAACUAGACAAAGUAGCCGUCUAUCUAUCCAGAUGUGGACUACAACCAAACUCAGAACUCAUCACAAAAGGAUAUCCAGAUAUUGGAUGGGACCCAGUUGAAGGAGAAAGAUACAUCGACUUCCUUAGAUUCUGUGUAUGGAUCAAUGGAGAAAACGUUGAAGAAAAUGCUAAUCUUGUAAUCCGAUUGUUGAUUCGUAGACCAGAAUGUCUCGGAGUUGCGCUGAAAGGAGAAGGACAAGGACUGUUCUCAGCAUUUAAAGAGGCUAUUGCUCUAUCCGAAGACAUUCGACUUCUGGAAAAUGACUCUCAUCCUGCGAUGCUCACAUCAGGAUUAUUGGGAGAGAAUCCAACUUAUCCAUCGAAAGAAAUCGAAGGAGAAGACUACAUUGACUUGGGAGCAGCUACUCUUGAUUUCUACUCUAGCUUGGUUGACUUGCUAGCUAAAUGUGCUCCAGAUCCAAUGGCUAUUCAGGCUGGAAAAGGAGACUCACUUCGUGCUCGUGCGAUUCUGAGAUCUCUGAUUUCUCUGGACGACCUUGGUCAGAUCUUGGCUCUUCGUUUCACGAUUCCAAACUUGGCUGCUCCAUCAAUUGAAGCUGUCCGUCGUGCUAACGCCGUUCAGGCAUCUCACACCCAAAAAGCCGUAAUGGCACACACGUUUGCUAUGGUUGCUUCACUGGCGUCUGAAGUAUCCAACACCCGUCGAUCCCAAACGUUUACCUCUGGUGCCAACCUUGCAAGAAGAGGAUUGCCGUGUGUAGAGGAAGUAGAUACUGAUGACUCGAAAUCAUCUGAUUAUGCAUCGGUACACACGUCAUUUUCAAGUGGAAAUGAAUUAUUCGUACCGAAAUCGGAGAAGGAAAAAGCUGAACUUCAGUUAUUGAAUGAGAAGAAAUAUCCAAUUGUUCAAAGAAGAAGAUCCAGCAGAUACAAUCCGAUUGACAACACAGGACCACUGCCAGGUCUUCUUCCAAACCACAAGGGAUCAGUUCUACUUUUCUUGGAUCGUGUUUAUGGAAUAGAUCAACAAGACAUGCUCUUCCAUUUCCUCGAGCAAUCAUUCCUGCCAGAUCUUCGUGCUGCCACAAUGAUGGAUUCACCACGUGCUCUCGAAUCAGACACAGCUCUUGCCCUCAAUCGUUAUCUCUGCAAUUCAGUUCUCCCACUUCUCACUAAUCAUUCCCAUUUCUUCUCUGAUGCAGAACAUCAUUCUGCUCUUUUGGAUGCCACUCUUCAUACUGUAUACAGAAUGAAUAGAUUGAAGUCGUUGACCAAGAAUCAGAGAGAUGCAGUUUCCGACUUUUUGGUUGCCAUCACAAGAGAAUUACCACCAGCAAUGAUGAUCAAGUUGUUGAAGAAAGUUAUCAAUGACAUCUUGACAAUGAACGAUAUGAAUGUUCUUGUUCCACUUCGUCUUAUCACUCUUCAUUAUGAAAGAUGCGGAAAAUAUUAUGGAUCAGGAAACCAUUAUGGAGUUGCCAGCGAACAAGAGAAACGUCUUUCUAUGCUUUUGUUUGAUGCUAUCUUUGACACUCUUGGCAGCAGACCAUACGAUCCAGAACUCUUCGGAAAGGCUCUUCCAUGUAUGACAGCUAUUGGAUCCGCUAUUUCUCCAGACUACACUCUUACCAGUGGACUUGAAGAUGUUAGAAAUAAGAAACGAGAAGAAGAAGAAGGUGCUUGGAUCCCACGAACCGUCGAUGUCUCCCGUUGUGAAAUUGCAAGAGAUCUUGAGAAGAUGACUGAACUCUUCGCAGAACACUUCCAUGACUCCUGGGCGAGCAGAAAGCUCGAAAAGGGAUGGGUGCACGGAGAUCUUUAUUCAAGAGCCAAUGCCACUCAUCCACGUCUCAAACCGUUUUCAUUGCUUAAGGACUUCGAGAAAUCUUUCUACAAAGAGAGAUGUUCCGAGUGUCUGAGAGCAUUGAUGGCUUGGAAUUACAAAUUUGAGAUGAUUGACAGAGAUGCCAAUGAUAGAGCGUCCGCUGCUCGUGCAAUCUCAGGGACUUCCAUUUCCAACUUUUCUCCAAAACCAAUUGAUUUGAGUUCAAUGACUCUUGAGAAAGAUAUGGUUAAUGCUGCGGAGAAAAUGGCCGAACAUUCUCAUCUGAUUUGGGCGAAAAAGAUUAUGAACGAUCUGAAUUCCAAGGGAGGAUUCAUGCCAAUUCCUCUAGUUCCAUGGGAUUUGCUCACUGAUUUUGAAAGGAGAAAAGACAGAUUCCGAGCGUCGGAGAUUCUCAAGUUCUUGCAAUACCACGGAUAUCAUGUUGAGUGUCCAAAAGACGAACAAUCGCAAAAUGAUCGAAUGAAGAGUGAAGGUGAAAGAACGUCAGUUGAAAAGAGAUUCGCAUACAAUCUCCUCGAGAAACUCAUCACGUAUCUGGAGCAAGCCAGUCUGAAAAUGAAAUCAGUGAAACCAUCUCAAGAGUUGACAAGGAGAAACUCGUUCAAGAGGGAGGGACAAGACGUGAAAUUCUUCGAGAAGGUCGUUCUUCCAUUGAUGCAUGCUUAUUUCAAUGCUCACAAGAGUUACUUCUUGGAAGGAUCUUCGAUUGUGCAGACUGGAACUGCCAGUAACAAGGAAAAGGAAAUGGUUGCAAACUUGUUCUGUCGUUUGGCUGCAUUACUCCGUAUCAAGAACCGAGCAUUCGGAAGUGUUGCAAAAAUCACUGUGAAAUGUCUUCAAGGUCUCACACAAGCCCUUGACUUAAGAACUCUGGUCAAAGUGAACUCAGAUAUUGUCCGUACAUCUCUUCUCACAUUCUUCAACAACUGUGCAGAUGAUUUGUAUGCAGCUGUCAAUGAGCUCAAGAAGUAUAUCUACUAUUCUGAAAUCGAACAAUAUGAUGACGGAGGUCAAUACUCAUUGAUCAGAGGACAAGCUCUGAAGUCAUGGAACUCUUUCGAGUUUGCCAAUCAAAUGAUUGUUCCAGUGCUGACCACAAUGUUCGCUCAUUUGGCUAGAAAUCAUUUUGGAACUGAUCUUCUUUUAGAUGACAUUCAAGCCGCUUGCUAUAAAAUCCUCGAUUCUUUGUACAUGGUCACUGGAUUGAGCAGCUCUAUUUCUCACAGAAAGAGUAUUGCUGGUGAAAGUGAGAAACAUCGUCCUGGACUUGGUCAGUGUCUUGCUGCAUUUGCGUCUUGCUUCCCAGUCGCUUUCCUCGAACCAGAAUUCAACAAGAGCAACAAGUUCUCAGUUUUGGCAAAGUCUCAAGAUCAAUCCGUUCAAGUUCAAGAAAUGCUUCAAAACCUCUCGACUCACAUCCCACAUCUCGAAAAACUGUUAACAGAUCUUGAAACAGUUGCAAAUAACAACACGAUGUAUUCGGAUGUUCCAAAUGUCUACGAUGUUGAUCUUCCACUUAUGUGCUCUUACAUGGCACAUUGGUUCAGUGUCGGACCGGAAGGAAAGAGAGAUAAAGACGACCAGAGAGCUAGUGUUGUUCAGACAACCAGUGUCAGUUGUGAUCAUAUCAAUCGGAUUUUCAAUGCACUUCUGAAAAUGAUCAGGAAUCAUGUUGGAAUUGAGAACGCCCCAUGGCUUUGCAGAGUUAACUUCUUUGCUGUACAAAUCAUCCAAAAUGUCACCUCGGAUCCGGUCCGCGAAUUCGUUCUUCCUAUUGCUGAAAGAUUGAGAAGAAUGAGUGAAAAGGCUUAUAAAGAAGAGGAGCAUAUGAGAACACAUCCAGAUGAUGCAGAUGAAGGAACUGUUGCAGAGGACAACGCUCGUCUCGUCCGUGACACAUAUGCAUUCUUCCCUAUCCUCAUGAAAUACACCGACUUGCAUCGUGCUCAAUGGCUCAAAUCACCAACUUGGGAGACCGAUGGAGUCUAUGAGAAUGUCGCAGUCAUCUUCAGAAUCUGGAGUCAAAGUCAACAUUUCAAACGUGAAGAGCUCAAUUAUGUUGCACAGUUUGAAGAAGAUGCAGCGGCGAUGGGUGGAGGAGACAUGAAAACUGGAAAAGCAGCGAUUGCAGAAAGAAAGAAAAAGAGGAGAGAAGGACAGGAUAAAAUGAAAGAGUAUUUCGACAGAAACGGAAGACCAAUCAUCAAGAAAGAUAAACAUGCAGCAAGUAUUGUGAUCGCAUGUCUCAAAAGAUUGCUUCCAGUUGGGUUGAAUGUCUUUGGAGGAAGAGAACUGGAUAUCGUUCAACAGUCCAAAGAAAAAUUCAUCCAGAAAGAGACCGAAGAAAAGAUCCGUGAAUUCAUCAAAGGACUAUUGGAAAUCCCUGUGAAAACAGAUCCAACCGACAAGAAUGCUUGGCAACUGUCUCUCUACCGUAAAAUUGGAAAAUCUCAAAUGCGCGGAAAAGAUGAAAUGUCACAAGAAGCAGUGAUUGAGAAGAUCUUUAAUAUGGGACAAGUCAGCGCUAUUCUCCACACGAUAACUCGAACCAAGGAUCGACGUCGCCGUGCUCAUCACAGAUGGAAGAUGACUUCUCGAAUGGAGAAGGAAGACAUUUGGAAGAAAGUGCUUACAUUGCAAAGAAAACGAAUGGCUAUUUCUCUCAUCACCGCUUCUCAUUUGUACAAGACUGAACUACAUCGGGGUAUCAACUUCUUCCUUCCGGCUUUUUCAAGACUCUGGCUGGAAGAGGAGGAUGUUGGGCAAGAUCAAUUGAUUGCUGACAUUUGCUCUGGAGUUGAAGAGGAAGAAGGUCCAAGAAUUGAGAUCAUUAUGGAAGAAGGUGUUCCGAUUGUAGCAAGUUCCGAAGAAACAAAGGAGAAAGAAACAAAUCCAGAUCCUCUGAAACAACUGAUUCGUUGCUUCCAAAGAGCUGCUACAAGUGAAGAAACAGCUGCAUCUGCAAUCCACGAAGAUAGUCUAUACAUUAGAUUUGCUGAUGUGAUGGCCAAGUCAAUUCACAUUGAGGAAGAAGAUGGAGAUGAUGGAGAUGAGGGUGAGAUUGAUCAGGCUGCCAAAGAAGAACAAUCACAAGCACUUCGUGGUGAGCAAGCUGUUUUGGCUAGCCGUGGAGCUGCUAUCAUGUGUCUUAUGUAUUUAUCUGCUUCUGGUGGAGAACCAAAUGAAAUGGUUGCACAGACGCUUCAGUUAGGAAUCCAUCUUCUCAGUGGAGGAAAUGUGGAGAUUCAGAAGAUGCUCAUUGAAUAUCUUCAACUCAAAAAAGAUGUCAGAUUUUUCACUUCGAUGGCUGGUCUCAUGAAUAAGUGUUCUGUUCUCAACUUGGAAAUGUUUGAAAGACAAAUUAAGAACGUUGACGCCCAUGGCGCAAACGCACUGCUCUUACGUCACCUCUCCUCCAAAAUUCGACAUCGUUCGCGACAAGAUCGUCAGGGCGCACAGGCCGAAGGACUCGGAAUGGGAGCUGAACUUGCGUCUGGAGACAACCAGAACUUGAACGAUGCAGACUUCACUUGCUCACUUUUCCGUUUCUUGCAACUUACUUGCGAAGGACACAAUCUUGAAUUCCAAAACUACCUUCGCACACAGCCUGGACACACAACAAGUGUCAAUUUGAUCAACUGUACUGUCGAUUAUCUUCUUCGUCUCCAGGAAUCUGUCAUGGAUUUCUAUUGGCAUUAUUCCAGUAAAGAAGUGAUUGAUGAAGGAGGAAAAGAGUACUUCCUUCGUGCAAUUCAAGUUUGUAGUCAAGUCUUCAACACUCUCACGGAAUCGAUUCAGGGACCAUGUGUUGGUAACCAGAUGACAUUAGCCAACUCUCGUCUCUGGGAUGCUAUCAACGGAUUCUUCUUCUUGUUUGCUCACAUGAUGGAGAAAUUGUAUAAGAACUCGACUCAACUCGAACUUCUUCGUGAAUUCCUCAACUUGCAAAAAGAUAUGAUUGUUCUCAUGCUUUCUAUGCUUGAAGGAAACGUUUUGAACGGAUCAAUUGGUAAACAGAUGGUGGAUGCACUCGUUGAAUCUCAACCAUCUGUUGAAAAGAUCUUGAAGUUCUCUGAUAUGUUCUUGAAAUUGAAGGACUUGACAACAUCUCAAGCCUUCCAAGAUUUCGAUACCAAUCAAGAUGGAUGGAUUAGUCCGAAAGAAUUCCAACGUGCGAUGGAAAGUCAGAAGAUGUACACAGUGGAGGAUAUAACUUAUCUGAUGAUGUGUACAGAUGUUAACAAUGAUGGAAAAGUAGACUACAUGGAAUUCACAGAACGAUUCCACAAUCCUGCAAGAGACAUUGGUUUCAACUUGGCUGUGUUACUCGUGAAUCUGAAAGAACACAUCACAAAUGAUCCGAGACUUGAGAAAAUUAUCGAGAAGGCUCAGACACUGCUGGAAUAUUUUGAUCCAUUCCUCGGUAGAAUUGAGAUUAUGGGAUCAUCGAAAAGAGUUGAGAAGAUCUAUUUUGAAAUCCAAGAAUCUUGGUUGGAACAAUGGGGAAAACAACAAAUUAGGGAUUCGAAGAACUCUUUCCUCUUCAAUGUACUGCAAGAUGAUGGUGGAGAUCAAGGAAAAUUGGAAGCUUUCAUCAACUUCUGUGAAGAUACUAUCUUUGAAAUGCAACAUGCCGCCGCUAUCUCAUCUGGAGACAGUGAUACAAAAAUGGAAAGAGCAAUCAAACAGAGAGAUUACUUCUUGCAACAAACAACUGCUUCAGAUCAAAUCUCGGAGACCUUCAAGAGCGGAUACAACUACGGUAUCACAGCUGCUUCUGCUCUCAGUCCACAAAACAUCUCUACGACAAUGAAAAACGUCACCACAUCUGUCAGACAAAUGACAUGGACCCAGCUGCUUUACUCCAUCGUUAUUCUUAUCAUCAGAGCAGGAUUGGCUAUUGGAUGGGGAGCAUAUCUCCUCCUGAUGACGAUCUUCCGAUUCGCUUACUUCUUGACAACAUCAUCUGAAGAAGAAGAAUCUGCUAAACAUGAUAAUGCAAAGGAGCAAACUAAGAUGAACCAUGACCAUGCAACAUUUAGUCCUCCAAUCGUACAAGACUUCCAUCACUCUCAUGUUGGAGUAGAUGCAUUUGGAGUGGGAAUGAACGCAGAUCAUUUGAAUGUGAACUCUCUACCAGACUUUGUUCCGCCUCCAAGACCCGAAACACCUGAAACUGUGCUGCCAGAAGAGGAGAAACUACUCAAUCAAGAUAUUCCAUCGCCAACUUCUCCUGCAGCAGCUAGCAAGGCGCCAAGUAUUUAUGAAUCGAUUGGGGCACCUCAAAUGGUUCAAUUGCAAUCAGAAGCAGACUUCCAACAAGGGCAAUACGAACCAAAGAUUGCUGAAUCUAACUCGACGAAGACCAGAGGAUCGAUUCUUAACAUGCUUGCCCGAAAUUUCAAAACCAUCGAGAAGAUUACCCUUUACUUGGCCUUCUUCAUCAACGUCAUUCUACUUUUCCAUCGUGUGGAUAUCUCCCAUACAGAAAACCAGGAGGCAGCGUCGGAAGGAGACGACGAUGAAGAAGCUGUCGAAUCAAUUUUCAUCACUGGAAUGCAAUUCCCAUACGUGGAAUAUGAGAUCACUGGAUGGAUGUUAGCACAAAUUCUCUAUUGGAUUAGUGUACUCCAUUUAUCAACAUCAUUCGCUCUACUGGUUUCAUUCUAUCAACUGAAAAUUCCACUUAUCACUUUCAAACGUGAAAAGGAAAUUGCCAGAAAGCUGAUGUUCGAUGGAUGUUGGAUAACUGAAGAAGAUUCUGAAGAACUUGGAAUUGUGGACACUUUUAUGUGGUAUUUGGAUAGAAUUGUCAUCUCUGCCAAAUCAUUCCCAAUGAUGUAUUGGGACAAGUUUGUCCGCAGGAAGACCAGAUCAAAGUUCAAGGAUCAAGUCGAUGAGGAAACGCUUACAUCAAUUUUAGGAGAGGAGAAGAUGUCGACUGAUUCCAGCUACGAUUACAGAUAUUCGUGUUGGUUGUGGCUUGGAGUCAUUUUAACCAACGGACAGUUCUUAUAUCGAGUCGGAUAUCUCCUCUGCUCUGCUUGUGGAGUCUUCGUGUCACCAUUCUUCUACGCCUUCCAUCUCGUUGACGUCGUGCUCUCUUUCCCUAUGUUAAAGGCUAUUCUUCAAUCAGUUACCCACAAUUUGCAACAACUUAUUCUCACCAUCAUGAUGACACUUGUAGUCGUAUAUCUUUACACUGUCAUCGCCUUCAACUUUUUCCGUAAAUUCUACGUGCAAGAAGGAGAAGAUGGCGAAGAGCCAGAUCGGAAAUGUCACAAUAUGCUCACUUGUUUCAUCUACCAUUUCUAUGCCGGAGUGCGUUCCGGAGGAGGUAUUGGAGAUGAGCUCGAGAGUCCAUACGGAGACGAUUUGGAGUAUCCAAGAAUGUUCUAUGACAUCUCAUUCUUCUUCUUCGUCAUUAUUAUUCUUCUCGCUAUCAUGCAGGGUUUGAUCAUUGACGCUUUCGGAGAGCUUCGUGACCAACAAGAAUCUGCUACUGAGAAGCUCGAGUCAUCAUGUUUCAUUUGCGAUAUCGGAAAAGAAACAUUCGAUCGGAUGCCUCGUGGUUUCGAAAUUCACACCACCAAAGAGCAUAACUUUGCCAACUAUUUGUUCUUCCUACAACACCUGGUUAACAAAGACGAAACGGAAUACACCGGUCAGGAGACGUACGUUCGUGAGAAGUACGAUAACCGGGAUUGGGAUUUCUUCCCAGUCGGAGAGUGUUUCGUCAAGCAGUACGAAGACCAGUUACUGCAAUCAUAA